AUGCUUUUUUGUUUAAUUCCUCGAAUUUGUGGAUAUGAGUACACUCCUCAAGAUCCACUAUUCAAUAAGCAGUAUAUAAUUCAAGAUAAUGACUAUUCUUUUGCUACAAAAGGAUACGAUCAAAUCAAAAUACGCGAAGUUUGGGAUAAAAACGUAUUUGGUGAAAAUGUUACAUACAGUAUAAUUGGUAAAGGAUGCUAUUUGGCACAUAAAGAGUUCGAAGGAAGAAAUUUACAACAAUAUAAUUACAAUGUUGACUUAGAUAACACUAAUGUUGAAGCAUACGAUCAAGAUCCAAACAAGGAAUUGUCUUCCGGAUAUCUUGCUAUUGCUAUUGCUUCUCAUAAUGAUGUUGCAAUUUCAGGAAUUGCUCCAAAAGCAAAAUUCUAUUGUGUUAAGCAAACAUAUCAAGAAGAUUACAAUCGUAUAGCACGUGGUAUUGAAUAUGCCAUUGAUAAUAGCGCUGUAUCUCUUAUUUAUGUACCUCAUACUUGUUCAGAUUUCCAUGAUACACAAUUUUCAAUGUGUUCACCGAAACCAAACAACGAAAAUCUUACAAAAGCUUUCGAAAAAGAAGGUAAAAAUACAAUAUUUAUUGCUCCGGUAGGUGAUGAUGCAAUUAGUGGUGGUGACGCUAACUUUUACCCAGAUGUUCGUGAUCCACAUGUCAUCUCUGUUGCAGAUACAACAAUAGAAGGCGCCAGAUCCUAUUGGUCGAACAGAGGAACUUGUAUUGUCGUAAAUGCACCAGCGGGCGGCCAAUUCUACACCCAAGGAAUUAACAACAGCCUUCCUAAGCCAGUAACAAUCAAGACAGAUUCUGUUUCUGGAGAAUAUUCCGAUCCAAUGUCUGUAGCUGGUUUAUCUCCUGUAGGUGUAGGUGCGGCAGUAGUAUCAGGUGUUGUAACAUUGAUGAAGCAAGCUAAUCCGGCCCUUACUUAUCGUGAAGUUCAAAAUAUUUUGGCAACAACUUCAGAUAUCAACGAUCCUAACCAUGAAUCAUGGACAAAGAACGGCGCUGGUAUCUACUACUCAGAUGUUUUCGGCUUUGGAAGAAUCAACGCUGAAAAGGCUGUAGAAAAGGCAAAAACUUUCGAAAAUUUACCAAUUCAAAAAUCCGGAAAAGUGACAUUUUCUGAUUUUGGACUUUAUACAACAAGAGGUGGCUAUAGGUCAUCUGAAUCGAAGUAUACUGGUGAAGAGAUUAAUUCGAUCGAAUACGCUGUUUUGCAGUUCGAUUACCCGAAUAUUGGAAAUCUCAGACUCGAUGUCGUUUCUCCAUCGAAUACAACAGCACAUGUAGUAUUGCCUUCGAACUCUGAGAACUCGCAGGGCACAAAUACAUAUGUAAUUCGUAACUUUUUCGGUGAAAAAACUGCAAAAGAUGACAAAUGGACAAUUAUCGUUAGCCGUGAUGCAUAUGGUAACCAGUCAACAGUUACUGGCAUCUCUCUGACAAUCUACGGCCACGAAAAGUCACAAAAAGUUGAAAAUCAAAAGAUUUUAUCGGAUCCAUUUGACACAAAAUACGAAAAUAAGGCUCAAAUCAACUUAGACAAGAGUUUGUCAUGCGGUGUUCAAUACGAAUUCAGCAUUUCCUCAGAAAAGAACACUUCAUUUAACGUAUAUCUUCAAGAUUUGAACAACAGAAUGUUCCAAAUUGCAAAUGACGUAUACAACUACCCUCAGCAGAGCAAGAUCGAGAUUCCUUGCUACAUUGGACUCAAUAAAGCCACGAUGAAGGUUGAAUCCAAGUUUGACAAGGUCCAAGGUACAUCAGACAUCACGAUUAAUGAACAGUACGAGCGAAAAGCUGACUCUUACAUCGUUAGACCAACUCCUUACGAACCAUUUUUGAUUAAUGACUUAAAUGAGGUUCAAAUGCCAGUAGAUUUCACGAUGCAUGUUAAGCAUUUGACCAGUGAUCCUAAUGGGCAGACAGCUAUUGUUGGUGUUUGGGAUCUUGAUAAGAAAGUUAAUGUUUAUACGACACCUAUCCUUCUGAAGGACUUCCACAGCAUAGAAUUCACUUUAGACCAGGAUAUCCCACACGCUGUCCUCUACGUGGCCCCUCAGUUCAAAGAAAACAGUGACGGUUGUUCAACCCUCAUUCAACCUAUCGUCAUUUCUAGAAACGUGACAAGUGUAAAGGCAUUCAAUGUUCCUUUGGCCGCUGAGUGUAUAACACCACCAGGAGUUAUCAGCGAAGUUGAGCUCCUUAAGCCAAGGGAUAUCAUUGAGAAUCUGAUUGGAAAGUGGAGUUAUAUCGGACUUUUCAUUGCAGCCGUUGUAGCUUGCGUAAUCGGAUUCACUGUUUACAAAGUAAUAGAUUGCGUAAAGGCAAGACGCCGUAGAGCAAAUCUCGAAGAAGAUGACAGAACUGAAGAAUUAAUGUCACAGACAAAUCAAAGCCAUGAAGGAGAACUUGCAUUAUAA
Molecule: messenger RNA, 2436 nt
Organism: Trichomonas vaginalis G3
Lineage: Eukaryota; Parabasalia; Trichomonadida; Trichomonadidae
Product: serine-type endopeptidase protein
Exons: 1
Coding region: 1-2436 (811 amino acids)
Biological process (GO): protein processing
Cellular component (GO): membrane
Molecular function (GO): serine-type endopeptidase activity
Source: RefSeq, a predicted model, not a curated record